Brenthis ino (lesser marbled fritillary) is the source of this 2625-nucleotide messenger RNA. The record is from the annotation of a GenBank genome assembly. Lineage: Eukaryota; Metazoa; Arthropoda; Insecta; Lepidoptera; Nymphalidae.
AUGACUGAAGUAAAAGGAACGAAAGCUUUGGAGUUGUGGUGUAAACGUUUAGUAAAAGACUGUCCUGAAGUCCAAAUAGAUAACAUGACAACAUCUUGGAGGAAUGGUAUGGCAUUCUGUGCUCUUGUCCACCACUUUAGACCAGACUUGAUAGACAUAUCAAAGUUGAAACCUGAAAAUAUAUAUGAGAAUAAUCAGUUAGCUUACAGCAUUGCAGAAAAAUAUUUAGGAAUUCCAUCUCUUUUAGAUCCAGAAGAUAUGGUAGAGAAUGAAAUACCAGAUAGGCUAUCUAUAUUAACAUAUUUAUCUCAAUUUUAUCAGCGACUUGGUCAUACAGUAAAUACAAAAGUAUCAGAGAGUGAAUCGAAAGCAACAUCGUCACCAUCAAGUCAUGGAUCUACUCCCAUAAAAUUUGGAAAAGUGGCUCUUGACAAGUGUGCCAUCUGUAGUUUGCCAGUAUAUCUGGCCCAGCGGCUCAUGGUUUCACAAAAGCUCUAUCACAGGAGAUGCUUCCGUUGUUCUAAAUGUAUGGGGCAUUUAAAUCCAAAAAAUUAUCAUGUUAUUGAUACAAAUAACUUUUCUUGUGAUUCAUGCAAAAAUGAAAAAUCUCUACCUAAAUUUAAUAACAAUAAUCAAAUAGGAAUGCUGGCAUUUAAUAGUGAUAUGAGCUCUGGCCCAUCAAUACAAAUUGAACAGCCUGUUGAACAAAAAGUUAAGUCAAGGCCUCAAUCAAUAUUAGAAAAAAUAAAUCUUUUUGAAAAAAACAUAGAAAGAGAUACAAAUAUUGAAGACAAAGUAGCUAGUAUUAGUUUAAAAGAAAAUUUUAAUGAAAUGUAUAAAGAUGAAUAUAAAUUAAGUGACAUUGAUAAGCCAAGUAAGAUAAAUCAAAGUAUUGAAAUAAUUAGUAAAGAUGUAAAUAGACAAGAAACAGAUAGCCUUUUAAAUAAUCAAAAUAUGUAUAAAAAUAUCCCAGAGAAAGUUUAUAAGACCAAUAAAGAUAAAUUCAUUUUUUUACAAACACAAUUAAAUGAUGAUACAUUAGACGUUGAUAAUGCUUUAAAUGAAAUGGUGGAGCCUGCACACAAAGACAAUGACAGUAUCAAAAGUGGUUCUGUUGUUCAAGACAACAGUAGCUUAUCUACAUAUAAAGAGGAUGAUGAUAAUAUAACAGAUGACAGCCGAAUUGCUUUAGAAAAUGGCGUCACAUCAAAUAUAGAUAGUUCAAUGUUUAGUGAGGAUAAAAAUAAACAAGAAAUCACUAUAACUGUACCACCUAGACGAAGAAAACAUUUAAUUGAAAAGAAAACAGAUAUAGCUAAGAAAGAAGCAUUAUCUGUACCAAAAAAAGAAUACCCCGUUCACUUAAACCCAUUUUCAGAUGAUGAAGACGAGCAUGAACAGGAAGAGCCUACAAAAACCAGCACAAAUCCCUUCGGGAGUAGUGAUGAAGACGAUGAAGUUCCUCCAAUUCCACUUAAAGUGUCCGGUGAACAAACAUCUACACCAUUAAAACGCCACAUUAAAGCAUAUAAUCCUUUUUGGUCUGAUGGUGAAGAACCAUCAUCUGAUCAAGAAUCGAGAAGUAACAGCUCAAACAUGCACAAGUCCCCAAUAACGUCAAGUACGCCCAACUUGCCCUCGAGCACGCCGCGGCGCAGGAAGCCCAAGGCGCCUCCCCCGCCCAUAGAGGAACACCUGGACCUCCCCUCGACGUCCAUGGACGACGUGGCCAGUAUAUCCUCAUUCAGCUCACACACCUCUACCGUACAUUCAGAUCAGAAAUCAUUCGGGAAAUCAACACCUAAACUAAGGAAAAGACGCCCCGCGCCCACUCCUCCGGACAGUCUCUCGACUGUGUCUGGCUGCGGAGGGUCCGUAGAGAAGGGGAUCGAUUCAUUAGGAACCCGGAACGUGUCUGAUGGUGUACGUCGUGUAAAGGGCCCCGCCCCAGGUCUUCCGCUUCCAGAGAGAAGAGAAGUCAAAAUGCAGAUGUCCGUACAAGAGUUGCAGGUGCAACUUGAUCUUCUGGAAACCCAGCAGUUGGGUCUCGAGCGUCAGGGCGUUCUCAUAGAGCAGAUGAUACGGGACAAGUGUGAGGGUGACGACGGACCGACCGCGCCUCAGGAGGAAAUCGAAGAUCUUGUCAUACAACUAUGUGAACUGGUCAACGAGAAAAAUGACCUGUUCAGGAAACAGACAGAACUAAUGUAUAUACGGCGACAACAAAGACUGGAGCAAGAACAAGCGGACAUAGAACAUGAAAUUCGGAUAAUACAAUCGCAACCCGCCGUAAAUCGCAUCGACGCCGAUAAGGUGCGCGAGGAGCAGCUGGUGACGCGGCUGGUGGAGAUCGUGCGGCUGCGCGACGAGCUCGUGCAGCAGCUGGACGCCGAGCGCCGCCGCGAGCGGCAGGAGGACCUCGCCAUCGCCGCCUCCAUCGCUUCCAAGAGAGCCCAAAGGCACAGCGAGUCGAACAGUUCAUCAAUGAAGUCGGCCGACGCAAUCACACCCGUCAAAAAGAACAAAGUAAAGGACAAAGUUAAGAAACAAUUGAAAAAAGCAAAACACACACUUAUUUCCAAGAAAAAAGACGAAGAAAAAACAGACAAGGAGAAAAAACCGAAA